UAUCUUUCCCUCCUCAGAUAUCUGGCAGGCUGGCUGUCGAAAACCAGGACACAGGCCAUUAGCACUGAAGCCCACGCAUGCUGCCGCAUACAUAGACAACGGGUUUAGGACAUGCUGGUUUGGUGGAUGCAGGAGAUGAAUGACUGCUUCUACCUUACAGGUCUGCUGUCAGAGAUGAAGCUGGCUGUGCCCUGGGGUCACAUUGCUGUCAAAGUCUGGGGCUCCCAGAAGGACCCUCCAGUUCUCUGCCUGCAUGGCUGGUUGGACAACGCCAACUCCUUUGACAGGCUCAUUCCUCUUCUUCCACAAGGUUUUCAUUAUGUGGCCAUGGACUUCGGAGGUCACGGUCUCUCGUCCCAUCACCACCCAGGUUUCCCAUAUUACCACCAAAGUUUUGUGAGUGAUGUCCGACGGGUGGCAACAGCCUUUAAAUGGACUCGGUUCGCCAUCCUGGGCCACAGCUUCGGUGGCACGGUGGGCAGCAUGUUCGCCUGCACCUUCCCCGAGAUGGUGGACAAACUUAUCUUACUGGAUACUAUACCGUUUGCCCUGGACUCUAAUGAAAUGGAGAACAUCCUGACCUACAAACGGAGGAACAUAGAACACAUGCUGAAGGUGGAAGCUUCCCAGAAGUCCCUGAGGGUGUCCAGCCCUGAGGAGCUUUUGCAGGGGCUCCUGAGUAAGAACAUCCAUUUGAAGAGAGAGUGUGGGGAACUCCUACUGCAGAGAGGAACCACGAAGGUGGGCACAGGUCUGGUGCUGAACAGGGACCGGAGGCUCUCUCUGGCAGAGAACAUCACUGACUUCACGAGCAAGGAGAUGUUUAUGCAGUUUAUCAGCAGCCUGCAGGCCAAUGUGUUGUUCAUCAAAGCAACACAGGGGUACUUUGAUGUGGGACAAGAGAAUGACAACAAGAAGCAGCCACUGCUCUUCCUGCUGGACGCGCUGAAAGUCACCCUAAAGGAGCGGUUCCAGUAUGUGGAAAUCCCAGGCAAUCACUAUGUCCACAUGAAUGAGCCCCACCUUGUGGCUGGAUUCAUCAGCUCUUUCCUACAGAGCCAACCCAGGACCUCUUCAAGGCUGUAGCUCUGGC
Molecule: messenger RNA, 1093 nt
Organism: Chionomys nivalis (European snow vole)
Lineage: Eukaryota; Metazoa; Chordata; Mammalia; Rodentia; Cricetidae
Product: serine hydrolase-like protein
Exons: 11
Coding region: 112-1086 (324 amino acids)
Source: RefSeq, a predicted model, not a curated record